CGCGUGCUCUCAUGAUGCUGCGAGUUGAUUGGUGCCAAAUUCGCACGACUGACUCUCCCACACGGGCUCACUCACUCAUUCAGUCAGAGUUGGCCGGACUACCUGCCUCACACGAGUGGACCCCACCUGAGGUGGUCCACGAUGCUGCGCGAUGAUGGCAAUAUUGGGCGCGCUUUUACGUCCCUUGCGCACAUUUAGGAGCCACCGGGAGGUGUGAGUUCGCCCCAAACCCACCACGACCACCACCAUGGACUGUCUGCUUCUUAUCAUUUGGACUCUACCCUUGCCGCUGGUCGGCUGUGCCCCAGUGCGGCUGCUCUCUACCUUGCUGACCUGGAGCCUCAUCAAGACACUGCACAUAUGCUGCACGCACGCCUCCCUGCACAGUGUGUCAACCAACUACUUUUCUUCUUCUUCCUCCUCCUCCAGCAGCCACGGGUUAAAUCAUGACUACGCCUUUGCCACCCCGGUGGAGGUGGACGCUCAGGGCCAAUACCUGAGCCACGAUGUGAGCCGGCGGGGCCGUCGCAGCAGGAGGUCCGCGUCCCAGUCCUCUUCCGUGCAUUACCGCCUCUCUGUCUUCGGCCGGGACCUGCAUCUGGACCUGCGGCCGUCGUCAGUGGUCGGCCCGGGUUUCACGGUGCAGACGUUGGGCUCGGACGGCAUCGCCACGGUAACCAGAGGUGACGGGUACCACGACUGCUUCUAUCAAGGAUCUAUCCGGGACCUGUCGUCCUCCUCGGCGGCUAUAUCGACGUGCUCGGGGCUGUCAGGUUUAAUUCGUGUUUCCGAGCACGACUACUUGAUCUCGCCUCUACCUCAGCAUUUGGCAAAACGUCACAACUACAGCGCACCCGACGGUCACCAUCCGCACGUCGUCUACAAACGCUCCGCCGAGCACGUGGUCCGACAACAAGCCGGCGACCCGUCCGGUUUCGAACCGUCCACGUGGCACCGGGACCACCAUCAACAGCAGGACGACCAAAACGGGCACUCAGAAAGGCAACACUUCUGUGGGCGCCGCAAGCAAUACACUCCAAAACCACCCGUUGAGGAGCCUUUCCUGAUGCCAGAUGAGUUUGCCACGACUGACGAAGAGGGCCCGGGAAGGCCAAAGCGAUCGCCUAUCGACUCCAACCGGGUGGGAGGUCUGAAUGUGGAGACCCUGGUGGUGGCCGAUAGGAAGAUGCUGGAGAAACAUGGCCGGGAGAACGUUACCACUUAUGUCCUCACUGUCAUGAAUAUGGUUUCCAGUCUGUUCAAAGACGGCACCAUCGGGACAGACAUCAACAUUGUGGUAGUUAGCUUAUUGCUACUGGAACAGGACCCGCUGGGCCUGAGCAUCAAUCAUCAUGCCGACCAGUCGCUCAACAGUUUCUGCCAGUGGCAAUCGGGAUUGGUGGGCAAGAGCGGGAAGCGGCACGACCACGCCAUUCUCCUCACCGGGCUGGACAUCUGCUCCUGGAAGAACGAGCCCUGCGACACCCUGGGUUUUGCUCCAAUCAGCGGCAUGUGCAGCAAAUACCGGAGCUGCACCAUCAAUGAGGACACGGGACUGGGAUUGGCGUUCACCAUUGCUCACGAAUCCGGACACAAUUUCGGGAUGAUACAUGACGGUGAGGGAAACCCCUGUCGCAAAACCGAGGGCAACAUCAUGUCCCCCACCCUUGCCGGUAACAACGGAGUCUUCUCUUGGUCCAUCUGCAGCCGCCAGUACCUGAACCGCUUCCUUGGGACGACUCAAGCAUCCUGCCUGGUGGACGAGCCCAAGCAGAUCGGUCAGUACAAAUAUCCCGAGAAGCUUCCCGGCCAGCUGUACGACGCCGACACGCAGUGCAAGUGGCAAUUCGGCGCCAAGGCAACAUUAUGCAGUCUUGACUUUGUUAAGGACAUCUGCAAGUCACUGUGGUGUCACCGCACGGGCCAACGAUGCGAGACCAAGUUCAUGCCUGCCGCCGAGGGCACCAGCUGCGGGCCCGACAUGUGGUGUUGGCGAGGCCAGUGUGUCAAAUACGGGGAGCACGGCCCCAAGGCGGUUCAUGGCCAGUGGUCGCCCUGGUCCCAGUGGUCGGAAUGUUCCAGAACGUGCGGAGGCGGGGUCAUGUACAGGGAGCGCUCCUGCACCAGUCCACGGCCCCAGCAUAAUGGCAAGUUCUGCUACGGCCCCGGCCGCCACAACCAGCUGUGCAACACUCGAGCGUGUUCGCACAACAGCGUGGACUUCCGCACGCAGCAGUGCGCCGAACACAACAGCAAACCCUUCAGGGGCUGGUACUACAAGUGGAAGCCGUACACCAAAGUAGACGAUGAAGACGUCUGUAAAUUGUACUGCACUGCCGAGAGCUUUGAUUUCUUCUUCGCCAUGUCCAGCAAAGUCAAAGACGGCACCUCCUGCUCCGACCACAGAGGCGAUGUUUGUAUUGAUGGAGUGUGUGAGACGGUUGGUUGCGAUCAGAUUUUAGGAUCCAAGGCCUCUCUGGAUGCUUGCGGCGUAUGUAAGGGAAGCAACUCCACAUGUAAAUUCUACAAAGGCACGUACACGCUGCAGCAUAGAGCUAACGAGUACUAUUCAAUGGUAACCAUCCCGGCGGGUGCUCGUAGCAUUCGCGUGGAGGAGAUGGCGGGGUCUACCAGCUAUCUGGCAGUGCGUUCCAUCAAGAGGAAAUACUACCUGACCGGCGAUUGGACGGUGGACUGGCCGGGCAAGUUCCACUUUGGAGGGGCAACGUUCAGCUAUCAGCGCUCUUUUAGCAAACCCGAGAGCCUGUACGCCGCCGGACCCACCAAUGAAACGCUGGUGUUUGAAAUCCUCCUGCAAGGAAAAAAUCCAGGUGUGGUUUGGGAGUACACGCUGCCUCGUACUGAAAGGAAGCCCGACUACAGCUGGGGUGUGGUGCGUUCCGACUGUUCUGCUCCCUGCGCCGGAGGUCGCAUUUCCACCAAGGCUAUUUGCCUGCAGGACCAGAAAGUUCACGUCAACGCCACCAUGUGCAAUCCGCUCACGAGACCCACGUUGGGCUCGCACCUCUGCAAUACGCAGCCCUGCCCUGCUUACUGGUGGACUGGAGAGUGGGCGGCGUGCAGUCGCUCGUGCGGCGGAGGCCAGCAGAGCAGGACGCUACGCUGCAUGAGGAAAGUGACCUACCAAAGGGAGGAGGCGGCGGCGCAUUCCCUCUGCCCCGUCGUCUCACCGGCGCAACUCCGGCCCUGCAACACGCAGGCCUGCCCGCCCGGGUGGAACGCCGGAGCCUGGUCGCAGUGUUCCAAGAGUUGCGGCCGCGGACUGAGGAAACGAAGCGUGUUCUGCCAAAGCGGCGACGCCGGGUUGGCGGCCGUGGUGCCCGACAGCAUGUGCAGACACAACGAGCGACCCAAAGCCCAGGAGAGCUGCGUCCUGCGCCGCUGCCCAAAGAACGACAGGCUCCAGUGGACACCCACGUCGUGGGGAGAGUGCUCCAGGUCAUGCGGUCCUGGCCUGCAAAAGCGAGAACUCCGGUGUGGGGAGAAAGAUAUCCAGGGAGGGUUUGUGGAGUUUCCCGCAAGGAGGUGCAGGAACCUCGCCAAACCCUUGGCGGAUCUCCAGCAGGUUUGCGAUCGAGGUCCCUGCCCCGAAUUAGCCCGGGUCCAGCAGGGCAGGACCGUCCCCGGUGCUGCGGUGUCAAGCUGGUACUCAUCUCCAUGGCAGCAGUGCUCCGUGUCCUGCGGUGGGGGUGUCCAGACCCGCGGCGUCCAGUGUCUGCUUCAGGGACGGGCGGCCAGCGGCUGCGUGGCCCACCAGCGACCAGUUGCUACCCGGGCCUGCAACACUCAGUUCUGCCCUCGAGCCGCCCCGCUGCCACAACACCACAAUCGUGUCACAGCCGUCGGGACCACAAUAAGAGGCGAGCCACCGUGCGUGGACCGCUUCAGCUGGUGCCACCUGGUCCCCCAGCACGGCGUCUGCGGCCACAAAUUCUAUGGAGACCAGUGCUGUCGCUCUUGCACGGGCAGGAGGCUCUAGAGCUCCCCCUACUGAAGAAGGAAAAGAACCCGAAACCCUCCCCUCCCUUGAGACUUUUAGAACUCUCCGAACACAUAAAACUGCACCGGACAGACUGUGUUUGUUCUUCCUGGAGUACUUGACCAAUGAACUGAGU
This is a messenger RNA of Syngnathus acus (greater pipefish), 4136 nucleotides long. It is a transcript of the gene adamts18, whose product is annotated as ADAM metallopeptidase with thrombospondin type 1 motif, 18. Gene Ontology annotation, biological process: proteolysis; extracellular matrix organization. Gene Ontology annotation, cellular component: extracellular matrix. NCBI's taxonomy places the organism in Eukaryota, Metazoa, Chordata, Actinopteri, Syngnathiformes, Syngnathidae. The record is from RefSeq and is a predicted model, not a curated record. The transcript is spliced from 24 exons. Gene Ontology annotation, molecular function: metalloendopeptidase activity. Bases 248 to 4000 code for a protein of 1250 amino acids.